Messenger RNA from Aegilops tauschii subsp. strangulata, 2689 nucleotides. The record is from RefSeq and is a predicted model, not a curated record. NCBI's taxonomy places the organism in Eukaryota, Viridiplantae, Streptophyta, Magnoliopsida, Poales, Poaceae.
GAGGCCGCCCCCUUCGUCGCCUUACUCUCCUCUCCUCCGACGGCCUCGCCGCACUCUCCUCCUCGGCCUCCUCCCCGUCGCUGCCGGCGGCGCCUGCGUCCGGCAACGAGCGAGCCCUCGUCUCUCCGCUCCGGGGAGCUUCGUCGCCGUCCUUCUCCGCGUGGAGCGGGAGGAGCGCCCGCUGCUCUCGUACUGGUAAAGACGAACUGCCCCCACAAAUUCACCUUAUUUUCUUUACCAAAUAUACAUAAGAUUUCAGUUAUGAGCAUCACCGACAUUGAUACUACUCCUUCCGUUCCAAAAUAUUUGUCUUUCUAGCCUUCUCAAAUGGACUACAACAUACGGAUGUAUGUAGACAUGUUUUAGAGUGUAGAUUCACUCAUUUUGCUCCGUAUGUAGUCACUUGUUGAAAUCUCUAGAAAGACAAUUAUUUAGGAACGUAGGGAGUAGAAAAGAAGCCACCAUUAGUCCCCUGGACCCUCUGGUUUAGGGACUCUGCCUCCUCCCCUGUUACCUGAUGCAAUCACAACACAUGGGCACACAUUAUUGCAGAUUAGUCAACAAGGAUUAGGAGUUUUGCUAGCUGAUAGGUGCAUCAUGCAUGGCUAUUUGAUUACAGAGUAGACCUAUAAUGUGAUGAAAACAAGCAUAGAAGCAUUUGUUCAUUACUUUUAACCUUGUAUUCAUCACAGACUUGUUCUGCAGUAAAUACUUGCAUUACAUUUAAAUAGUACGCCGAAUCGAUGAGUGUAUGAAUGGUCCGUCUCUCUUUUUAUGAUAGUUAAUUUGCCAAUUUAUACUACUCCUCUGAUUGCAUCACGUAAUGGAGAAACUGCAUGCAUAUCUGCUACAUGAUUUUCUGCUUAUUAUGUAGGAUUUGGACGACAAUUGCAAAAAUCUAGCCAGUUCACACUUUUGAGUUCUGGAUUUUGGCUGCUUUUUCCACAGUAGUUUCUUCAUAGCAAUAUUCUGCGCUAGAACAUUCGAAUUUAAAGGAUCGCAUUAUCUCUUUGACAUGUGCCAAACCCCAAAUAGUGCUGGCUAAGUUGAAUUUAGUGGUAUGGAUAAGCGCAAUCAUCCCUACCUUUUUUUCUUUCCCGUAGAUUUGGCAGAACACCGGCGGUGGUCAAUAACUAUGACGAAAAUAAGCCACAUGACCGUCCUUGAUGACCUGCCCGAGUGGAUUGUCAUCGAAGAGAUCCUCGUCCGGUUGCCCCCCAAGGAUGUCCUUCGCUGCCGUGCAGUCCGAAAGUUAUGGCGCAGUACCACCUCCACCGAUAAGUUCAUGCUUGACAACCGUCGCCACCAGCCCUUGCUCCCUGUCAUCAGACAGUAUAUCCCUGAGCAGAGUGGAUUCAGCUUCGUUGUCUUCCGUGAUAAUGGGGUUAUUACCUCCGAUCAAAAGCUCUGGCCAAUCAUCCAGCUUUUUAAGUUCCAUAAACUCCUGGGCGCCUGUGAUGGCUUUCUUAUCUUGUCUGUCGGAUCCGAUUUCUGGAUCUGCAACCCGGCCACUCACAAAUGUGCUCCCCUACCACAACCUCGAGUUCCAUCGUCAUCACGGGAGGGUUCCGGCAUCUACAUAGCUGGCUUUUAUGGGCACCAUCCAUCUGGGGAAUACCGGGUGCUCUGGUUUUCGCGAGGCUGCCAACGUGGCUACAUUCUCACGGUAGGAUCUGACAAGCCGAGAAUCAUCAGACGGCCAUCAGUAUCAUCACGUUUGCCGGAAUGCAGGCGCCAAGGGGCUUUUGAUUCCCGCUAUAGUUCACAAGUCAACCACCGCUGCAGCCUGCACUGGUUAACAGGAAUCUACAUGAAGACUGCUGUGGAAAUUAUGGUGUUUGACACAAUUACUGAGACGUUCCGGUGGAUGCGCAGUCCUGACCAGUUGGGCUGCCGGGUGUCGUUGUUGGAGAUGGGCAACAGGCUUGCUUCAUGCAGCAACAAUGAUGGCAGCAUAGAGAUUUGGGUGAUGCAAGACUAUGAGGCUGAGGCCUGGGCCUUGAAUUACAGGAUUUACUUGGUAGCGAUGAAGACAUCACCACAGCUUGAUUUUAGUUUGAGACAUAUUUCUAAUAUAGCGCUGCUUAACAAGCGUGAGCUGCUGAUCUGGUGUUGGACUCCAUCGUGGGGUCAUGACUACCUGUUGCACUGUGACAUUGACGAAAAGUUGUUGGGAUGUUACAAAUUGAAACGUGGAACGUAUUCAGUAUACUUCACUAAUCAGUACAUUCAGGAGAGCAUGCUUCCACUUCCGUUCUGUGAGAUGCAAGAAGAAGGUGGUGUGGAUAAGGAACCUCGAUUCCUCAUAGUGCUAUAAGGUGGUUCGUACUUCUAGUUUGCCAUGUGCGCCUUUGGAGUAUCCAUCCGUUAUGACUAUGGUCCUAGUUCUUACUUCAGAAUACUAGUAGAACUGAACAAUUUGUAUGCCUGUGGUAGCACUUUUGGUACCAUCUGGUGCCUUUUGUGCUGUCUUGAGCGUCAUAGUGAUGUGUUUGGAGUAUCUAUGCUAUUUCUUGCCCUUUUACUUUCACUUCGAACCGUUAAGUAGUGUGAAUGGCACCACUGGCUGCAAUGUGAUAUGCUAAUUACUUCCUAAGUUGUUAAUGUACGGGAUGAAUUCAUGCUAGUAGAGAAUAAGUGCAGCAAUAACAGGCCAUCUAGCAUCAUUGCUAAGAAAACAGUACCAUCA